Molecule: messenger RNA, 3924 nt
Organism: Aspergillus mulundensis
Lineage: Eukaryota; Fungi; Ascomycota; Eurotiomycetes; Eurotiales; Aspergillaceae
Product: putative histone deacetylase complex subunit (Hos4)
Exons: 3
Coding region: 1-3924 (1307 amino acids)
Molecular function (GO): protein binding
Source: RefSeq, a predicted model, not a curated record
AUGGGACCGUGGUCCGCAGCUCGCAAGAAGAGUCUCCCGUUUUUAAACUUGAACCGCUCGAAGUCUCGCCCUUUCGACCUCUUCGACCUUUUCAAAACAGUCAUCAUUCAUCCACCGCUACUUGUCCACCCCCAACUGUCUUUACCUAGCGUGGUCGACCACCGGCUUCCGCGCCCAACUGCUGGUGUCCUUGGUCCCCAAGUCACCUUGUCCGUUACGGCUCCCGAAAAUGUCGAGCAGAACCCCAAGAAGCCGAGUGUUACCGCUAUGAGUGAUGUUGACACUUUUCCCUUGCCGGCUGUCCUGGAUCCCGGAAAACAGAACGCGUUUGCUGUCAAGGCGAAUAGUCAACCCGCCUUAGGGCCGCCUUCCCCUAGGAAAACAACGCUUCCACCUGCCCCUCGGAGUGAAAAUGUUUCUGCGAAGGAGGUAGACUCUGCUGCUGAUGAGGGGGAAGGGCCCCCAAGCCCCAAAGCUGAUUCGGAGGCAGAAACCAUAAUUCAGUCCGGUCGCGAGUCUUUGUCCCCGGAAAAAAGACGAAAGUUUAUCAGACAUGAACCGAAACGACGUGAUGAUGAAGCGAGUGGCCGUAUUGGCGACAAUGAACUGCCCCCAAGCGACGUUCAGGUGAGGAAGAACAAACCUGUGGAUGAUGACAGCCAUGAUAGAAGCGACCGUGAGCCGCGUCAGUCAAGUCCUCAAUGGAGAGAUGGAUCACCGCCCAUUGUGAAGUUGGAAAAAUUUGACGACUCUCGGUCUAUCUCAAGCAGGUCUGAGACCACAAAAACAUCAAGGAAGCGGAGCUUUAGUGAGAGUGUCAAUGGCGAAUCAGAUGUUCCUCGCCCAGUACGUCAUAGGGACUCACCUGUUCGAAGCCGGGAGGAUCAUAUUUUGAGCAAUGGAGUCAACUUUCCUCGACCCUCCACCGAUCGUUCGGUUUCGCCGGUUCGUCAGGCUCACAAGCGAACAGCUUCUGGCCCACAGUUCACCAACGGAAAGAAGAAGAAGGCGCCCGCUGCCCUCGUUACUGGGUUCCAAAGGCAAAGCUCGGAGGAUCGACAAUCGAUUUCAUCCGCAAAUGGAUCUCCAAUGCCCAAUGCAUAUGCGCGAAAGAUUCUAUCGGGUGACGGAGCUUCAGCGUCUCCGGCUAGGCCCACCAACUAUAAGAAGAUUCGCGAUCAAAACGGCAGAACCCGGUUGGCGCGUGCUUGUGCGGCCCAGGAAUUGGAUCAAGUCAAGCAGAGACACGAGGAACGCCCAGAGGACCUGAAUGUGCCCGAUAACGCAGGAAACACACCUUUACAGAUAGCGGCCCUGGAAGGGUGUGCGCCUAUUGUUGAAUACCUGAUUGAAGCAGGGUGUGAAGUUGAGACCUCCAACAUUGACAAAGACACUCCGUUAAUUGAUGCGGCGGAAAACGGUCACGAAGACGUAGUGAAGAUUCUCCUGAAAGCUGGCGCGAACCCACGAGCUGUGAAUUCACAAGGUAACGAGCCGAGCGAUCUUGUUCCCGAUGACUGCGAUGAUAUUCGACGCUUGUUGGAAGAAGCAAAGGCCAAUCGGCGACCAACCAACCGCAGGUCAGAAGAGACAACUGCGCCUCCAAAUCGGGAAUCAUCCUCGCGGCGGAUCUCAGGUGCUAGCCCGCGCGAGUCGCCCCCAGCUAGUGGUCAACGCAGCCCUCCAUAUUCCGGCACUAUGGCGACAAAGCGAAAGAGCGUGCGGAGUGAAGCCACCAGGAACGACUUGCUGUGGACCAAGGCUACUCCGGAAAAUCUACAAGCGUUUGCUGCGAAGGGUGAUAUCAUGGGCGUUGCGAAUAUCCUUAACGUUGGACAAAAAGCCGAUACGGAGUCGAUGAUCGCUGCCGCCAAGGGUGGUCAUGACGAGGUGUUGUCCCUUCUUCUUGGUAUGGGCGAUGCGGAUCCUGAUCCCGCGCCAUUAUCUUCACUGAAAACCGGACAUAACACUCCGAUGCUUGCUGCCAUUGGCCGUGGUAACCUCGCUGUUAUUAAACUUUUCCUCGACCAGAAGCGGUUUAAUCCGACUCGUCGUCUUUACGAUGGCCUGACAUAUUUCGAACUAUCUAGGAAACGCAGGGCAGACAACUGGGAAGAAGAAUACGACACUCUCAAAGAGGCAUAUGACAAAUAUUCGAAGAACAAAAAGCAGCGCAAACCUGAUCACCUCUCACCCCGUCGAGCGCGAGAGAAGGAGACGGAUAGCAAACGCAACGUUCGCAGAGAGUCCCCUUCUCCCGCCAGGUCGAGAAAGAAUGGCAGUCCUGGCCCGCGUGACAAAGAUUCAGCUAUGCCAAGGGAGAAGAAAGGAGUUGCUCAACCUAGAGAGAAGUCUAGCUCCGGCAUACCUCGUCCGAAACACUCGCAGCACGACUCUGCCGAGCCAUCCAGGGGUGAGGAUGUCGUCAAAAGGAGGCGCCUGAUUGCGGGCCGACCACCACAGGAUCGGGAGCGCAAGGUGCCCAGCUUGCCCUCGUCAGACUCUGUCUCCAGCCGUGAAGACGGUGUCAAACCACGUCCGGACCGUUCCUCCGAACCGGCCUCUAGAAACCCGCAAUUGAAACGCGGACGUAGCAGUGCUAGUCCAGAGCGACCUCGCUCUCGAGGAACCGAAGCCGAGCGUCAUAAUCGUGAUGUGUUGAAGAAAAAGAGAAGGGUUCUAUCAGAGGAAGGGGCGCCCAAUGUUACCAAUGGAGGCUUAAAGAGGCAACAUACCUCUGCAGCUGAUGAUGUCAAGUCACCUCCGCGGCAAAAGCUCGGCAUUAGUUCUAGUGAAUCGAAAAGGGAUCGCUCUCAGGACUCACGUGUGGCUCCCUCCAAAGACCGAAACUUGGUCAAAGAAGAGCGGGAUAAGCACUUGCCGCACGAAUUGGCUGACAUUCCAAUGGAAGAUGCCAAGGCGGAAACGGACAAAGAAGUUCCCAUCUCGAAACCCGAACUCGUUCUACCAGCUGAGCCUGAUGGUGAAGUUGAGCCACAAAACUCCCCUAGUGAAACUGCUAGGCAAACGAUGCCAGACAAGGCAGAACAAAAACGGCUGGCGGAGGAAGAACGGUUCGUCGAAGCGGAAAGAGCUCGUGCUCAGAAAGAUGAGGAGGAACGAGCAGCCCGGGCGGCCCGUGUAGCCCAGGAGAAGGAGGAAGAAAGCAAGCGAAAGGACGCCGAGCAGCGACGGAUCAAGCAAGCAGAAGAUGAGCAUCAAAAGCGCCUUGAACAAGAAAGGCAGCGGCUUGCCAAACUGCGAAGGGAGCAAGAAGCGCAUGAGCAACGACGACGCGAUGCACUUCCUAGCCGCCUUUGUAUAGCGGCCAACCUGGUCGGAUCCAACGAUCCCCAAUCACGCGCUCACUCAUGGCUGAAGAAGUUCAUGCCAGUGGUUACAGCCGAAACCAAACAGCUUGAUCCUGACUGCAGUGCAGACGUCGCCAGUGAGAGAUGGGUUCCGAAUUACCUCGUUGCUCCGCUGCUAGCAACAAAUGACCUUCAACUGUCCCAGUACUCUGGUUGGGAGAAGCGCAAUGUAACCCCGACCCAGCGGAUGAACCUGUGGCGGGUUACACGGCGAAUGCUUGUGCAGGCGGACGAUACCGAGUUCCUGACGGCGUCCUUUGGACAGAUCAUGCAGAAGGAUAGCGAGACCCGGAGUAAGUACUUCGAUAUGGAUCAUGUUUUCUGGGUUAAGCUUUCCGACUUUAUGGACCUUGUCCCGCACAUUCCUCACCUUCAUGGACUGGACAUUCAGUUUUUGAAGAUGCAUAUCGACCGAGAGCCUGGUUUCGACCCUUCCUCUCAGCCACCUCUACCAAAUGGGCAUAUUGAAGGACCGCAGGAGAGUUCUGGACUUCCCCACGAGCAACCUCUGACUAAUGGCUAUGUGCACAGCCGGCCAAGUACAUACGUCUGA